Molecule: messenger RNA, 2428 nt
Organism: Paramuricea clavata
Lineage: Eukaryota; Metazoa; Cnidaria; Anthozoa; Malacalcyonacea; Plexauridae
Source: the annotation of a GenBank genome assembly
CGCAUGGUUAUUACUCUUUGCACCAACAUCUUAGGAAUGAUUCUUGCGAUUGCUGGAACAUCAGUUGGAUCUGAAUUCUGGGCCAAGCUGGAGAGGCCAACUGGUUGUGUCAACAUUUAUCGUCCUGCCUUCGACUACGAUUGUCAUUGUCAGCACAACAAUGAAACAAUCAAAUGUAAAUGUGUUUCUGAAUUUCUGGAAAGCAAAGUUCUGCAACAGUGAAGGUUGAGCUCACGGGGCCUUGGGUGCGAUUUAAGAAUUUUUUCGGCCUACAGCUAUUUUCAAAACUUGCAAGCUAUUAAGCUAUGCUAGUUUUGAGCUAUACAAACUUCAGUUCUGAUCCACGCAAAACAAUUGUAAUAUUCCUUUGUAUGAUAUGCUGCUCGCCUUCUGCAUCGAGUUUGUAUAUCCGAUACAACACGGUCGCUCACGUGACCAAUUAUACUUUAGGCCUAAUUUUUAUAAUUUAGACAAGUUGAUAUUCUGGUGUCGCCACCUUAAAGGGAUAUGGCAAUAUAAAUUAAGUUUGUCUUAUUUAAAAGAACAUGAUAUAUAAACUUCAUUCAUAAUUAUUCCGUUGAUUUUCGAAAUAAAUCGACUUAUUUUGAUCAAAAGCAGCGUGCAUUCCGCCAUCUUGGAUAUGCAUUCAAUAUGCAUACGUCACAAGUAGGGUAAAAAUCGAAUUUUUAAUCUUGCAAACCACAUGUCAUUAUCAAUAUGAAACUUGAUUUUCCGAAGUUUUUUUAGUACUCAAUGCAUGAACUCCCAAAAUUUUAUGAAACUUUUCGAAGAAAUUUAGUCCCGCAUGAAGAAGUUUUAACCAUGAAAUUCGCUGUGUUGGUGUAAUGUACUCAGGUGAAUAAGAUGUUUGUGUGUUGUUACUCUGAGUGUAACAACACACAAACAUCUUAGUGCCCGGUGUGGAUAUACACUCAGAGUAACAACACACAACCAAGUUUUAACCAGUUUACCUUGCUUGUGACGUCUUCAAUAACUCGGAAAAGAUUAUAUCGCUGGCCUCAGAGUGACAAAACGUAACAAAGCAACGGUUUCACUAACACAAACCCUGCUCCAAACGCCAACUCUAACCCUAACCCUAAUCCUUACCUUAAUCUAACCCUACUCCAAAUUUGUUUCUAAGCCACUCAUGAAGAAAAAAGUUUUGACGAAAUGUCAUUCUGAGGUCAGCGAAAUAGUUGAUGCCCAAUAACUCAGUUAAUUAUGUCAAUUAUAACAGCAAGAUGGCGGAUUGCACACGCAUGUUUUUGCUCAAAAUAUUUCGCAAACCAAGCAAGGUGCGAAAAAGUUAUAUAAAGGGUCUUCAUAUAUAACUUUAAAACUACUUUCAAAUAAGACAAAGUUAAUUUUUAUUGCCAUACCUCUUUAAGGCUAUAAUAGUUAUUCUAGAAGGCAAAUGGUUGAUUGUUUUGAUCAUUCAAAUAUCAUGGAUUAAGACGAUAGGAUGAUUAUUUUAUUUAUCAUAAAAAUCCGAACUACUUCUAUCAAAGCUAUUAACGCGUUGCAACUUGCAACAUCACAAAACAUUUUUGGAGGCUUUUUUUUUUGGGGGGGGGGGGCGACAUUGCCUCGUACAGGCAAUGUUUUCACCAGCUGAAACCGUUUAUGCUGUUAAAAUUCCAUUCACUGUUGCUCUCUUAAUUAGAUUCAGUUCAUUGCUGGCGAGUGGAUGUGGUGCGCGUUUGUACUGGCAUAGUCACCACAAUCUUUGGUGUUUUUGCUAUCCUUAGUUUCUUGGCAUCAAUUAACAGCUGCAUUCGAAUUUACAAUGUGUCACGGGUAAAUUAUGCUUAAUUGGUACAAAUAUAAAAAAUAAAUUAUUGUUAAUUAAUGCUACAAUACAGGGUGUAUAAAAAAAACUGAACAGAUUUCAAAUCUGAGUUCAGUUUUUUUUAUAAUGCAUGGUUCCACGAUUAGUUCAUUAGGAGUUUUCAGUCAUUCAUCGCUAGAUUUUAUUGAAAUGCUGAAAGAUCUAAAGUCUGAUGAGCAAUGUAGAGUUUUUGAAUAAAUUAUACUGCAAAAGAAUUAAUGCGUUUUUGAACAGACCAUGCAAUGGGAUUGUAGAAUUGGUCAGCCGAUCCCAGGGCCAUUUUCGCCGACCUUCAGCCGUGGAAGCAAAAUGCUCUGGGGGCGAGGUUGAACUAUAAAGUGACACUAUACUCUAUAGUCUAUACUUAUUACUUUUGAGGGCGUGAUAACAUACAGAAAAUCUCCUCUUAACAAUUCUACCUAUUGUAUAAAUGUAUCAAAGCAAUGACAUAUAUCUUUGAUCUUAUAGGGACCAACUGCAGUCGACAUAAUAGCUCAACAACCAAACACACUGGUCCUGACCACCUCACAAGCACAUAACGAACAGCCAUCACCGUAUAGUCACCCCGCUGGCGCUGGUCAAUAUGAAAUGAUCUUCUGA